Cryptococcus amylolentus CBS 6039 is the source of this 567-nucleotide messenger RNA. RefSeq lists its product as hypothetical. Lineage: Eukaryota; Fungi; Basidiomycota; Tremellomycetes; Tremellales; Cryptococcaceae. The record is from RefSeq and is a predicted model, not a curated record. The coding region runs from base 1 to 567 and encodes 188 amino acids. The transcript has 2 exons.
AUGAGUGAGAGUGAUUAUGAUGGAGAAGAAAUCUCCUUCAUAGAAGCUGCAAGUAUAUUGCUUUCAGCCCCCGGAUGGCAUAGAAAGACGCGAAAGGACCUGGACGAGGCUGAGACCGCCAGAACGUCCUGCAAAACAGAUCUCGAAGCUAAGAAGACUUAUGCCUCUGACCUUGACACUCAAAUCAAUCUGGCAAAGGAAAGGAUCAAUGAGUUUCCGUCUCAGGACUCGGAAAUGCCGGGAGUUUCGAACCCUGAUCGAACAACACAUGGCAAUGCUUCCAAGUCUCGUUCACGUCGUCUGGCUCCCAGGAUUCCUUGGAACCCCCUCGAAAGAUACAUCUCCUCGCCAUACCGACAUGAAGAGACCGAGAUCAUGUUGGAAGAGUCUAUACGCGACAUGGACUAUCUUCGGGCUCAGCAUAUGGAACAAGAUUCCGGAGUGGGCGAUAGGUUGCAUGAGCUGAGUCAGCUGUGGACCCAGCUCAAAUGGCUUGAAGGAAACAGUCAGGUUUCAAUUGGCACGACGGAAGCGGGUUUCACGGAAAAAGAAGCGAAACAGGGAUGA